AUGGUUUCCCGGGAAAACAACAAUUGGCUUUUCGAUUACGGCUUAAUCGACGAUAUUUCCCCUCCCAUUUCCACCUUCAUGCCCACCCCUUCCACCGGCUUCACCUGGCCCGCUCACCAGCCAUUCAAUGUUUCCUCCAAUGUCGGUGCUGAAAUUGACGUCUCAUUAGGGGAUUCUGACAGUCUCAAAGAGUCUGGUUCAAAGAAGAGGGGUAGAUCUGAGUCAUGUGCUGCCACUAGCUCCAAGGCAUGUCGGGAGAAGUUGCGUAGAGAUAGGCUUAAUGACAAGUUUAUUGAAUUGGGCUCCAUUUUGGAGCCUGGAAGGCCUGCCAAAACAGACAAGGCUGCUAUCCUGAUUGAUGCUGUCCGAAUGGUGACACAGCUGAAGGGUGAAGCCGAAAAAUUGAAAGAUGCUAAUACGGGUCUUCAAGAAAAGAUUAAAGAAUUGAAGGUUGAGAAGAAUGAACUCCGUGACGAGAAACAGAGGCUCAAAGCAGAGAAAGAGAAGUUGGAGCAGCAGCUGAAAUCUAUGAAUGCACAACCCAGUUUCUUGCCUCCCCCCACUGCACUCCCUGCUGCACUACCUGCUGCAUUUGCUGCACAAGGCCAAGCCCAUGGCAACAAGUUGGUGCCUUUUAUUAGUUAUCCAGGAGUUGCAAUGUGGCAAUUUAUGCCACCUGCUGCAGUGGAUACCUCACAGGAUCAUGUACUUCGUCCUCCAGUUGCCUAA
Messenger RNA from Lathyrus sativus (Indian pea), 729 nucleotides. Lineage: Eukaryota; Viridiplantae; Streptophyta; Magnoliopsida; Fabales; Fabaceae. The record is from the annotation of a GenBank genome assembly.